AUUACGUUUGACAGUGAUUGGUUGACUAAUAGUUUUUAUUAGAAGGGGAAUUUGAUCAGCAGCUGAUCCCCUUGUGACUCCUGAUCUGCUUCACUUCUCUUUCACUCAUUGUCUCCGCAGGAGCUUUGAUGAGAGAUCAUCAUGAACACUUCAGCUUCAGCUCUCCACCUGUCUGGACAAGACGAGUUUCACUUCAAAUCAUGGAUGGAGCAGCACAGCAAACAGUACAGCAUGAAAGAGUACAACAUGAGACUCCAGAUAUUCACUGAAAACAAGAGGCUGAUUGAGAAACACAAUGCAGGAAACCAUUCCUUCUCAAUGGGGCUGAACCAGUUUUCAGACAUGACAUUAACUGAAUUUCAAAAGCCUUUCUGUGGUCUGCGCCACAGAACUGCUCUGCUACCAAGGGGAACUACCGCCGAAGCAACGGACCGUAUCCGGACUCCAUCGACUGGAGAAAGAAAGGAAACUAUGUAACAGCUGUGAAGAAUCAGGUGCAGCAGGCCUGUCAGGAUCUGCCUCUGAAGAUCUGAAACAAGUCAGAGAAAUAUCAAUUUUUAUUAAUAAAGCACAUCAUCACAGUUAAGCUCAUUGUGCUUUAAAUUGAGGUAAAAAUAAAAAAAAUUGACCAACAUGAAAAUAUUAAGGAGAUCAGAAGGAGGUCAAUAUAUUUAUAUAUUUUUUUAAUUUCUAUUUUAAGCUUUUCUCACAACACUGUAUUUGGCCAAUAGAUACUCAUUUUUUGACUCAAAGUUGCAGGUUUCAUUCAGUUUUCAGUCAUCCAUCUAUAUCAACAUUUAUAAUGAAUAGUUUCUUCCAAGAAAAAGUCCUACAUUACGUAAAUGGGAUCUUUUACUUAUAAAUGAAUGUUGUACUUUAGAGCUAACAUGAAUUUGUCUUGCCUUUAUUGGAAAUGACAAUGGAUUAGGAAACCAGGGAGAGAGAUCGGGUAAUGACAGUUUAAUAAUAAAAAUCCAUUGAAGUUGCUCAUGUGAAAGAAGGCCAUCAAAAGCCAUGCAUUUAGUAGAAAACAGCGUUAGAAUCACUGUACACUGUGGUCACCACUCUGUGUAAAAGGGUUAAAUACAUCCUGGAUAAAACCGCAUUGCUACUG
This is a messenger RNA of Labrus bergylta (ballan wrasse), 1114 nucleotides long. NCBI's taxonomy places the organism in Eukaryota, Metazoa, Chordata, Actinopteri, Labriformes, Labridae. The record is from RefSeq and is a predicted model, not a curated record.